UUUGGAUCAAGAGUGGCAUGAGAGGCCAAAGCCAUCGUAUUUCACUCCCAGAAAUGUCCGUCGUCGUCUCUGAGCACAAUCAAGGGUAGUUAUCAGUGACCGCUCGCGCUCAAGUGACAGGAACAACUGGACGAGAGGCUCGUGAAACUCAGUAAGAGCUGCCAAGGCAAUGUUGUUUGACACACUGAUAUGUUUCCGAGCGUGUGUCUAAGAUGUGUUUGUGACGCCACACGGCUCUGGGAAUGUCCUCCGUGUCUCUAGGCUUCAGUUAAAGAGCGUCAAGCUGAGAAGGAGAGCAGAAAUGGGUGGAAAGAAAUCCAAAAGUGCUGUAGACGACGACACGACGCAAUCGGGAAGAAAGAGCGCCGGUCCGGACGAAACCCUUCCGACGGUCGAACGCAUUCGCAAACACACAACAACACACUUCGGAUACAGAGUGCUCAGCCUGGCUCGACGCGGCCUGACGGAUCCUCCAGAGGAACUAUGGGAGAUAACAGAGCUGCAGAAGCUCAAUCUGUCGCUCAAUGCAUUGCGAACCGUUACGGCGUCUUUGGGUUCGCUGCAGAAUCUAGUGGUGCUCAAUCUUUGGGGAAACCAGCUCACUAGCUUGCCUCCUGAAAUCGGACGGCUUCGAAACCUGAAGGUGCUUUUCAUAUAUCGCAACCGUCUGAGCGACGUUCCCGAAGAACUGGGUUCAUGCACCAAACUGGAAGUGUUGAGUCUGGCCAGUAACCAGUUAACUAGUCUCCCUGCGUCGCUUUCAUCCCUCGCUGGGUUAAAGAAGCUCAACCUGAGCCACAAUCUCAUCGCUCACAUCCCCGGCUGUGUUUACACCAUGAAGAGCCUGGUGUUCCUGCAGCUGGCCUGUAACAGACUGGAAAACAUCGCCGAUCAGAUCCAAGCGCUGGCCGACUUGAAGAUCCUCAUCGUCGAGGGAAACUGCAUCCACUCGCUUCCCAAGAUGCUUUGCCGUCUGACCAAGCUGGAGCUCCUCAACGUGGAUUUCAAUGACAUCCAGAGCGUGCCGGCGGAGAUGCACCGGCUGAGACGUCUGGAGAAACUGGCCUGCCAUCCGCUGGAUAAAGGUCUGCACAUCAGACACAAUCCUCUGCUGAAACCCAUCAAAGAGGUUCUGGACGGAGGCCUGCAGGCGCUCUACAGCUAUCUGAAGGCCACCUGAAACACUUGAAGAUCACCCGAGGCUUGUGUACCGUCUCUGAGAGAUGCAGCUUUGAUACCGAACUUCUCAAGGUCUCUCUGAGGAGAUAAAACUGUAUUAUUUUUAUUCUGACUUUCAGAGUUCAUGCGCCUGCAGGUUGUAUAUUCACAAAGGCUUGAGUAUGAAUUCAGAGUAUACUGAAAACCAUUCAAAUGUGAAAAACUGCUACAAAAUGUUUUUUAGUACAUUUUAAUUAUUUAGCAGUCUCUUUUAUAUAUUUAAUGUAGCUUUUUCUGUUUUUAUUUAAAUACAU
This is a messenger RNA of Cyprinus carpio (common carp), 1472 nucleotides long. Its product is annotated as leucine rich repeat containing 30a. The record is from RefSeq and is a predicted model, not a curated record. NCBI's taxonomy places the organism in Eukaryota, Metazoa, Chordata, Actinopteri, Cypriniformes, Cyprinidae. Gene Ontology annotation, molecular function: protein binding.